UGUUGGUUACCAUGACCACGGCGUUUUGGUACCUUAACUGCGAAGUAACUAGCUAGGUAGCUAGCUAGGGUAAGUUUCGGCUUGUUUUUUGGGAACUUAUCGACAAAUGAGUACUUUUUGAGAUGCGUCCACAUCCUGAGCUAAGUUUAUCAUUUAAAAGGAAACAGUAACAGUUUGUUAGUUUAGUUUCUUUAACGGAAAUUGACCGGAAGUAACGUUAGUCAAAAGGUGUAUGUAAAUUAGCCUAAUGUUAAUUAAUGUUAAGCUAACCGUCGUUGUGCUGUCUUAAAAUGGGAUAACGUGUGCCUGUGUGAUAGCUGAGAGUUCCGACCUACUUCCAGCAGCGGGAUGUUUAGGAAAACUGUGUGGAGGAACACAGUCAGUGAUGCAGUGAGUUUCCACCAAGACCAAGCCCUCAACACAACCAUAUUCCUCCUGAACUCCUUCGGCCCAACGGGGUUUCUGCUCAGAGAGGAGGGAGAGGCUAGAAACUUCAAGGUGUACUUGGGUGACCCACAUACGUGCACUUGCCCUGUGUUCACCAGGGAGCAGGAGCCAUGCAAACACAUCUGCUGGGUUUUACUGCGGAAAUUCAGACUGCCCAGAGGACAUGAAUAUUCAUUUCAGCAUGGACUUGUGGAGAGACAGAUCUUGGAGGUGCUCCAUGGUUUACACCAAACCAAAGACCCCCGGACGGAAAAUGAUUCUUCUGCUGCUGCAUGGACCCCGAGCCAGCCAGCCAUUGGCCAGGAGGCUGGAAGUGUCUGCCGGAAAGUGAUCCAAGCCCAGGAUGUGUGUCCUAUCUGUCAAGAAGAGCUGCUGGAGAAAAAACAGCCCGUGUCUUACUGCAGGUUCGGUUGUGGCAAUAAUGUCCACAUCUCUUGCAUGAAGGUGUGGGCGGAUCACCAGAAACUUUUAGACAAUGAAGAAACCGUGAAGUGCCCUCUGUGCAGGGAGGACUUCAGCUCCUUGAAGUUGCUCCAGGAGCAGGUGAAAAACGCAGCGAAGCUCUUCACUGCUGCUGAGAGAGAGAAGCCAGACAGACACCUGGGAGUCCUCUGCCACAGCUGCCGGGUCGGCCCUCUCACUGGCAGGUGUUUUAAAUGCACAGUCUGCAGGUACUUCUAUCUAUGUGAGGACUGCUCAAAGAAGGGCUGCCACCCACAGCAUCCAUUUGCGUCACGAAAGAAAAGGAGAGAAAAGUGGCACCUUGUGGCCAAGGACCCCAGUGAUGAACUGAGGGGAGCAACCUCUCACCCGCCGAAUGACAGCAUCAUCCCUCUAGCUGCAGACCCUUUACCUGAAAAUGUGUUGGGGUGUCUACCUACGGUCAAGGUGAGAUUGGGGUCCCGGCUCCUGGAUGUGGGACAGCAGUGUCGGAUCUGUCUGCUGGAUUUCAGCCUGGGCCAACGUGUCCGAACUCUGCCCUGCCAUCACAAGUUCCACACCGACUGUGUGGAUGGGAUCCUGCGGAAAUCAAACUCCUGCCCUUUGGAUGGAUAUGUCAUUUAUAACCCUUUGACUUGGACAGCCAGUGAAAGGAAGACCUCCCCUAAGUUGGCCUCCUGCCUUUCCAGUGACUGUGCCAAACGACCAGAAAAUAACUUAAAGGACCUUUUUAUUCCAGGAGUGGCACUGCGGGACAGGAACACUAAAGUCACUCCCUCACACGGUUCUCUGAACUUAGAGGUGCUAACGGGUUCUUCAGUAACUUUAAACACCCCACAAAAGUUAAUAACUGACCGUUUUCAAGGCUUGUGCAUUGAUACAGCCACUGUGAAAGAAGGAAAAAGAGAGUUGCAGAGAAAACAAUUUAAUCCUGAAAACGGCUCACCUUUUGAUCACCAAAGUAAAUCUGACUCAAGUGCACAUUUCUUAAAAAAGACGGCGACAGAACACAGCCCUGCUUCACCCGCAGUGAGAAAAAUCAGAGCGCAACCCCAGUUGAACCUUUUUGUAGGUUUGCAGAGACCUGAGUCAGACCACACAGCUACUGUGGCCUCUUCUGCCAGGCGAACUAGACUGCAACCCAAGAGGACAGGCACGCUAACCAUCAAAGAAACAAACAGCAGACUCAUUUCAGAGCUAACAAUGACUGGAGUUUUAAUAAACACACAGCAACAGAAGAAGACUUAACUGUACUGUUAACGCAGUGAAAGAAAUCAAAAAUGAUGUGUAACCCUUUAUACAAUAACGUGUAAAUCUGAAAUAUAUUUGACAUGUAGUGUUUGUGUCAUUUUGCUGAAAUGUAUUUUAUACAUAAUUAAAUAUGUACUUCACAGUUGGAGAAAAAAAUGACAAAAGCUUUUGAACAAUAAAUGGUAUCAAGUAA
Molecule: messenger RNA, 2332 nt
Organism: Perca fluviatilis (European perch)
Lineage: Eukaryota; Metazoa; Chordata; Actinopteri; Perciformes; Percidae
Gene: zswim2
Product: zinc finger, SWIM-type containing 2
Exons: 10
Coding region: 349-2136 (595 amino acids)
Molecular function (GO): zinc ion binding; ubiquitin protein ligase activity
Source: RefSeq, a predicted model, not a curated record